This is a messenger RNA of Leishmania major strain Friedlin, 486 nucleotides long. RefSeq lists its product as hypothetical. The transcript has a single exon. The coding region runs from base 1 to 486 and encodes 161 amino acids. The record is from RefSeq and is a predicted model, not a curated record. Gene Ontology annotation, biological process: intracellular protein transport; vesicle-mediated transport. Gene Ontology annotation, cellular component: clathrin coat of coated pit; clathrin coat of trans-Golgi network vesicle. NCBI's taxonomy places the organism in Eukaryota, Euglenozoa, Kinetoplastea, Trypanosomatida, Trypanosomatidae. Gene Ontology annotation, molecular function: structural molecule activity.
AUGAAUCCCGGUUCCCCAGCUGAGCCUCACCCCACGCCAGUCGCCAUGUCGCCGCCGCCGUCGUCGGAUGGCUUUAUCGCCUCCUCUUCGCGGGCGGGCUCGCCUAACUGCCCGCCCACGCCGCUGGAGAAGCCCUCCGCGGCUAACGUCGCCAAAGUGGAUGCGCUCAUGAAGCAGAUCGCCAGCCGCACCGCUGCCAUGGACGCUGCGACGAAGGAGAAGGAGAUGAAGAUUGUGACUGCAGCGCAGGAGUACCUCAAAGCGCUCAUGGCGAAGCGGGGGGAGGAGGUGAUGAACGCAAAGGCAAUUCACAAGGAGGAGCAGCAGGUGGGCGCUGAAAAGAUCAACGAGCACAAGAAGAGCGGUGACGUCUGGAGCGCAGUGGGCCUGCUGGUGGACUUGCAGAAGCCGAACCAGUACUCCAGGAGCACGGAGCAGAUGCGCACCGUGCUCUCCGCACUGAACGCCACGCCUGCCAAGAAGUGA